ACGAUAAGUCCGCGGUGACACUGCUCAGCUGUUCGCCCUUCCAUUCGAAACUAAAAAGUCAACAGGUUCGCUGUGCAAAUCAAAUAAGUGGAAAAACAUGGCAAAAGAGAUUUCAUUGGCUACAGUCAAGAAGCACAACAAGGCAGAAGAUCUCUGGAUUGUUAUCGAAAAUAAAGUCUAUGACGUCACCAAGUUUCGGCUCGAGCAUCCCGGUGGUGAGGACUCGCUCGUAGAUGUGGCUGGUCGUGAUGGGACCAAGGAGUUCAUCGACGUGGGCCACAGCCUAGAGGCCAGGGAGAUUAUGAAGAAGUUUUAUAUUGGCGAUUUGGCGGCCGCUGAUAUCAAAAAGAACAGCCCAAUUAGAAAACCCUAAUUCUAUAAAGGAUCAAGUACCGCAUUCCCGAUUCCAAUAGAAUUAUGGUCAUCAUCUUUCCCCUAUCAUCGCUAUUCUCCUUGCAUGACUCAGUCCACUACCGAAUGCCAUGUCUUUGACAUAUAAUCAAUAGUCUAUUACGCAUAUCCCCUAACCAAAUUUUUGUGUAACGCAUUCUUUGGCCUCCAUCAGCGAAAUUUUUCAGGCAUGAAAUUAUACUGACUGACAGCACUUUCUUUCUUACGAAUUUUUCUUAUUACGUACGUUUGUGUAGCCCAUCCUUUGGUAUAGUCCAGACUGAUACCAAUCCUUCUUGCCACAUAUGUAACAUAUACGAAAGGACGCUUUAGGACUUGGGAAACGUUACUAUAACUUAAGUGGCAUAUUUGAAACUGAUAUUUGAAUUAUAAUCGUUUUUUAUUUGUGUAUUCUAUACUACCUACCCCUAUACUACCUAUAUAUUAGAUUUUGACCUGAAAUGCACUUGUAAAGUAGUUGGUUUUACAAUUAUCACACAUUUGAUAACAAAUCGCUUACCUCUUUCCCAAAGCUUUAAGUCAUUCUCAAGCUCCAAAGUCAAGUUCUACAAAUGCUAACAAGCUAUACCAUAUUAAAGAGGUACCUGUAAGUUUUGUAUAUAUGUGGCACUAAAUUAUAGCACGAAAAACCACUCGAAAAAUGUAUGCUCAUGGUUCACUAACA
This is a messenger RNA of Drosophila miranda, 1075 nucleotides long. Its product is annotated as cytochrome b5. Gene Ontology annotation, molecular function: heme binding. Bases 98 to 373 code for a protein of 91 amino acids. The record is from RefSeq and is a predicted model, not a curated record. NCBI's taxonomy places the organism in Eukaryota, Metazoa, Arthropoda, Insecta, Diptera, Drosophilidae. The transcript is spliced from 4 exons. Gene Ontology annotation, cellular component: membrane; intracellular membrane-bounded organelle.